This is a messenger RNA of Paramecium pentaurelia, 1741 nucleotides long. The record is from the annotation of a GenBank genome assembly. Lineage: Eukaryota; Ciliophora; Oligohymenophorea; Peniculida; Parameciidae.
AUGAUAAAGAUAAGAGAACUUAGAAUAUAAUGUUCUAUCUAAGGACAUGAUAGUGUUGAAUUAGCUUGUAUGAAUUAAUCCUGUAAGGCCAAUAGAGUUUAUUGUUAUUAAUGUCUUAGGAAUGGAGAUCAUGUUCCUCAUAUAAAGGAUUAAAAGAAUUUAAAUGAACUCAUCGAUUUUUUUAAUACAAUUGAGCAAGAUAGUGAUAGUUUAAUAUUAAAAUUAUGUAUGAUGGUUGGAGAAAUAAAUGAACUAUUCUCUUAAUUAAUUGUGGGACUAAAAAAAAAAUAUCAAAGCCUUAAAGAAAGGAUUUUCUAAUUUAAUGCAAUAUAAUUGAAUUAAGCUAUAGAUUAAGUGGUCAAUUAUGAUGAAAUUCAAAUAGGUUUAUUAGAAGACAUAAAGAAAUGCUCAGAUGAUCUGAUCAUGGAAUUAAAAAGAAAAAUAACAGAAUUAAAACUAGAAGAAUUAAAUUAUUCUCAAUUGAAUUAAUAAGAACUAGAUAAAGUAGAAGAAUUAUAUUAAGAAGGUAAUAGAUGACUUAUUUAGGAUUUAAAUUAUAUUAUGAUUAAAAUAAAUUUUAAGAAGCAAUUAAAUUAUUCGAUGCUACAAUAUUAAUUAAUCCGUAUCAUGUCAAUUCAUUAAGUAUAAAAUGUAUGAAAAAAUAUCAAAAUUUAUUAGCUAAAUGUUUAUGCAGCCUUAAAAACUAUUAAGAGGCAAUAGUAUGGGCUGAUAAAGCGUUAUCUAUAGAUUCAAGGAAUCUUAAUUCAUUAACUACAAAAAGUAUAACAAUUAAGAUAAAUAUUAGAUUAAUGUUUAAGAAUGAUGUCAAAUUAUUAAGAAGCAAUUAUAUGGGUCGAUAAAACUUUGCUUAUAAAUUUUAGGCAUGUAAAUUCAUUAAGUACAAAAGGUGUAUACAUCUUAUAUAAAUAUAUUAGCUGAAUGCUUAAGAAUGCUUGGUCAAUACAAAGAUGCUAUCAUAUGGGCUGAUAAAACUUUGACUUUAGAUUCAAAGAAUGUAAGUUCUUUAAAUACAAAAGGUAUGUGCAUCUUAUAUAUAAAGCUGAAUGCUUAAGAAUGCUUGGUGAAUAUAAAGAUGCUAUUAUAUGGGCUGAUAAAACUUUGACAAUAGAUUCUAAGAAUGUAAGUUCUUUAAAGACAAAAAGUAUGUAAACUUAAUAAAUCUAUUAGCUGAAUGCUUAAAAAUGCUUGGUGAAUACAAAGAUGCUAUUAUAUGGGCUGAUAAAGCUUUGACUUUAGAUUCACAGAAUGUAAGUUCAUUAAGUACAAAAGGUAUGUGCAUCUUAUAUUUUAAUAUAUUAGCUGUAUGUUUAAGAAGGCUUGGUAAUCAUAAAGAUGCUAUUAUAUGGGCUGAUAAAGCGUUAUCUUUAGAUUAAAAUGAUGUCAAUUCAUUAUAUACAAAAGGUUAUUUAAUAUUUUUAGAAUAGGGCAAUCAUUAAGAAGGUUAAGUAAAUUUGAAGAGGCUCUUUAGAGUUUUAAUUAAGUAUUGAAUUUUAAUCCAUAUCAUGAUUAAUCUCUAGCUGAAAAAGGUUUAAAUAUUAUAAUUAUUUAUAGGAGCCUGCUUACAAUCUUAACAUAAAUAUUCAGAUGCCAUAACUUAUUAUAAUUAGGCUAUUUUAAUUAAUCCAAAUUUUUAAUCAGCAAAAAAUUAUAGAGGUAAUUUUCAUUAAUUUAAAUAGCUUAAUGUGAGAAACUACUCAUGUCAAAAUAAUAAAUUAAAUGA